Messenger RNA from Cooperia oncophora, 306 nucleotides. NCBI's taxonomy places the organism in Eukaryota, Metazoa, Nematoda, Chromadorea, Rhabditida, Trichostrongylidae. The record is from the annotation of a GenBank genome assembly.
AUGUUUGUUCUGGUAGUGCUGUCCACUGUAGUCUUCUUUGCUCAGGGCGACUUGCCCUACAAUGGAGGAGGUGAGCAGCAGUGCAGUGGUCGGGAAAGGCAAGAAAUGGGAGAACCGAUGGACAAAGGGGCUGUUGCGGAGCAGUUCGCCAAGGCUUACAUCGGCAUGACUUUAGCUGAGAUAAGGAAUAAUGCUCAAGUUCAACCGUGUUUUAAUCCCAGCAUUUGUGCUCAGCAAUGGUCGCGCCUCGGCAUCAAGCAUUUGAGAGAGGAAUAUUCUCCGUUAUCGCGCAAACAGUCUCGAUGA